Molecule: messenger RNA, 5546 nt
Organism: Nerophis ophidion (straightnose pipefish)
Lineage: Eukaryota; Metazoa; Chordata; Actinopteri; Syngnathiformes; Syngnathidae
Gene: pcdh19
Product: protocadherin 19
Exons: 5
Coding region: 656-3937 (1093 amino acids)
Biological process (GO): homophilic cell-cell adhesion
Cellular component (GO): plasma membrane
Molecular function (GO): calcium ion binding
Source: RefSeq, a predicted model, not a curated record
CGUCCGCCAGUGUGCGUCAGUGGAGCGGGAGGAGCGCAUGUUCGAGUCCGCCGCCGAAUGCCACGAGCCGCCGGGUCAGUUAUAGAUGUUUGUGUUCGAAAGGGGUUUUUAUCUUUAUGGAUAUUUGCGGCUUUUUUCUUGGCGGGGGGAAGUGUUAGCUGCCGUGGUUUAGGGAUGGAGGAGCAGCAGAUGUGAGGACACAUUCCUGCAGCGGCAAACCAAACCCAAAAUCGGACUGUUUUUUGUAUUUUUUUUGUAUUUUUUUUUUUUUAACUGUGACUUCAGAUUUUCCCCUCAAUUGAUGGAAAUGUAACGUUUGCACUGAAGCAGGACGACUUUUACUUUUGAGCGUUUUGCGGACUUGCCACUCUGGAUUGAAUUUGCGCCAUGAGGACACGCACCGGAGCGCUCGCCCGGUGAAAUCACUGCAGCCUGCCCCGCACCGCGCACCACAGCCCCGCCGUCAGCCCGCGCUGCUCCGCUGCGGAGCGGAUGUACCACUUUGACACAAAUCAACAAAACCACCCUCUCAACAUUUUUUUUUUUUUUCGUUUUUUUUUUUUUUUUGGGGGGGGGGGACAAAAUGAUUGACAAGGCGCAGUAGUGUUAAUUGAGCUAUUUAUUAACUCAACAGGUCCGAUUUCAAAGCUUGGAAAUGGAAUUAAUGCAUGUGGUUGCGCUGCUGCUCUUGUUCUGGGUGUGCUCCGAGGCGGUCAUCAACCUGAAAUAUGGAAUUAACGAGGAGAUGAAGCCCGGCUCCGUGAUUGGGAAUGUGACAAAGGACGCGCUCAAACAGGGAUUCCAAAUCGCGCCGCAGCCGCCCUACUUGCGGGUCAUCUCCAACUCGGAGCCGCGCUGGGUAGAACUGAGCCCGGCGGGAAUUCUUACCACGCAGAUGAAGAUCGACCGGGACGUCGUGUGCCGGCAGAACCCCAAGUGCGUUAUCUCCCUGGAGGUGAUGUCCAACUCUAUGGAGAUCUGCGUCAUCAAAGUUGAAAUCGAGGAUUUGAACGACAACGCGCCCAAGUUCCCCACCGGCCACAUCGACAUUGAGAUCUCGGAAAACGCCUCCCCCGGGACCAGGUUCCCCCUGGAGGGGGCGAGUGAUCCGGACUCGGGCGUCUUCGGCGUGCAGUCUUACUCCAUCACCCCCAAUGAGCUCUUUGGGCUGGAGAUCAAAACGCGAGGGGACGGUUCCAAGAUUGCAGAGCUCGUGGUGCAAAAAUCAUUAGACCGAGAGACUCAGUCCCACUACAGUUAUGAGAUCAGCGCCGAGGACGGAGGAGACCCUCCGAAAAUAGGCGCGGUCCAAUUAAACAUCAAAGUCGUCGACUCUAAUGACAACAACCCCGUCUUUGACGAGCCCGUGUACACCGUCAACGUGAUGGAGAACUCCCCCGUCAACACCUUAGUCGUAGACCUGAAUGCGACGGAUCCGGAUGAGGGCACCAACGGCGAGGUGGUGUACUCCUUCAACAGCUACGUCACCGAGAAAACGAGGGACGCUUUUAAAAUUGAUUCCCGUACCGGAAUAAUCACCGUCGACGGGGUUCUGGAUUACGAGACCGCCCGGAUUUACGAGAUAGACGUGCAGGCCAAAGACCUGGGUCCCAACUCCAUACCGGCGCACUGCAAAGUCACGGUAAACGUGAUGGACACCAACGACAACCCGCCCGUCAUCAACCUCCUGUCCCUCAACACGGAGAUGGUGGAGGUGAGCGAGAACGCUCAGCGAGGCUAUGUCAUCGCCCUGGUGCGCGUCUCCGACAAGGACGCCGGGGCCAACGGUAAGGUGCAGUGCCGGCUCCAGGGCAACGUCCCCUUCCGGCUGCAGGAGUACGAGAGCUUUUCCACCAUCCUGGUGGACGGACGGCUGGACCGGGAGCAGAAGGACACGUACAACCUGACCAUCCAGGCCGAGGACAGCGGCGUCCCGCCCCUGCGCGCCGUCAAGUCGCUGGUGGUCAAAGUUACGGACGAGAACGACAACCCUCCCCACUUCCUCAAGCCGCACUAUCAGGAGAUGGUGAUGGAGAACAACCUGCCCGGUUCCUGCCUGCUGGCGGUGUCGGCGGAAGACCCCGACUUGGGCAUGAACGGCACCGUGUCCUACUCCAUCGUCCCCGGUGAGAUCAAGCACAUGGACGUAAACACGUACGUGAGCAUCAACCCGUCGGGCCGCAUUUACUCCAUGAGGUCCUUCGACCACGAGUACACCAGGACGUUUGACUUCAAAGUCCUCGCCAGGGACAACGGCAACCCGUCCCUGUCGAGCAACGCCACCGUGAGAAUCGUGGUGCUGGACGUCAACGACAACACCCCCGUCAUGACCGACCCGCCUCUGGUGAACGGCACCGCGGAGGUGUCCGUUCCCAGGAACGCCGGCGUGGGCCACAUGGUCACCCGGGUGAAAGCGGACGACUACGACGAGGGCGAGAACGGCCGCCUCACCUACACCAUCUCCGAGGGCGACCGGGCCUUCUUCGAGAUAGACCAGGUCAACGGGGAGGUGAGGUCCACUCGCAUGUUCGGGGAGAACGCCAAGUCCAGCUACGAGAUCACGGUGGUGGCACGCGACCACGGCAAACCCUCUCUGUCCGCCUCGGCCUACAUCGUGGUCUACCUCUCGCCCAACCUCAAUGCCCGUGAGUCCAUCGGACCGGUCAACCUGUCUCUCAUCUUCAUCAUCGCGCUGGCCUCUAUCGCCGCCAUCCUCUUUGUCACCAUGAUCUUUGUGGCCGUCAAGUGCAAGAGGGACAACAAGGAAAUCCGGACCUACAACUGCAGUUUCUUCUACUUGCGCAGGGUGGCCGAAUACUCCUACGGCAACCAGAAGAAGUCGAGCAAGAAGAAGAAGCUGAGCAAGAACGACAUCCGCCUGGUGCCGCGCGAUGUCGAGGAGACGGACAAGAUGAACGUGGUGAGUUGCUCCUCGCUCACCUCCUCGCUCAACUACUUCGACUACCACCAGCAGAGCCUGCCGCUGGGCUGCAGGCGCUCCGAAAGCACCUUCCUCAACGUGGAGAACCAGAACUCGCGCAAUGCCGCGCCCAACCACGGCGGCUAUCAGCACCCGUUCGCCGGGCAGGGUCACCAGCAGCCAGACCUCAUCAUCAACGGCAUGCCGCUGCCAGAGACGGAGAAUUAUUCAAUUGACUCCAGUUACGUGAACAGCAGAGCCCACCUCAUUAAAAGCACGUCCACCUUCAAGGACCUGGAGGGGAACAGUCUGAAGGACAGCGGGCACGAGGAGAGCGACCAGACCGACAGCGAGCACGACGUCCACCGAGGACACUACGUCGACACGGCCGUCAAUGACAUGCUCAACAUGACCGUCCCCCCCAAUGUUUGCCAGCUGCCAGACCAAGGCGGCGAUCCCAGCGAGGGCUUCCACUGCCAGGACGAGUGCCGCAUCCUGGGACACUCGGACCGCUGCUGGAUGCCGCGCGUGCCCGUCCCGCCGCGCGUCAAGUCGCCCGAGCACGCCCGCAACGUCAUCGCCCUGUCCAUCGAGGCCACCACGGUGGACGCCCCCCACUACGAGGACGGCACGGCCAAAAGGACUUUCGCCACCUUCGGCAAGGACGGCCACGGCGAGGACGCGGAGCGGGGCGACGGCAAGGGGAAGCGGACUCAGGAGCCGCAGGUGUGCAGCCCCAAGGCCAACGGCGGGGCGGUGCGCGAGGCCGGCAACGGGCGGGAGGCGGCCAGCCCCGUCACCUCCCCCGUGCACCUGAAGAGCCCGGCGGCCAAGCCCUCGUCCGCCUACAACACGUUGAAAUGCCGCGACGCCGAGCGCAUCGCCAACCACAGCCUGCUCCGGCAGCCGGAGGGGAAGGACAGCGAGCCGUCCGUGCGGGAGAUCAACACGCUUCUCCACGACUGCCGCGACAAGGAGUCCCCCGGCAGCAAGCGCUUGAAGGACAUCGUGCUCUAGCCCGCUUCCGCCGCCACCUAUAAAUAAAUAUAUAUAUAUAUCCCGCAAUAGCCGUGAGAAACGUGGGACCAGGCCGGACCUUUCGCAGUCUGCAACGCUGCAGCUGGUUGUGUGGAUGUGGCUUUGUCGUAGUCGUACCCCCCCCCCCCCCCCCCCCAGACACGGUUCUCUGCCUUUGAUUUCGCCCCCGUUUUCCUACCCAGCGGACAGGCAAGGUUAGCGUCGGCCGCACGGACGUUGGCUCGCCGGCCCCGACGCCAAAAAAAGCAGGACCACGCGUGCACCACGCCCGACUUACAGAUAUGCCUUUUUCCCCCCCCCCCCACGACUUUUCUAUCACCGUUAAAUAUCGGCCUUCUUUGGUUCCUUUUUUUUUUUGUACAGCGAGCGCUGAAAAAAGACGCUCUAAGAGAUCCGAAAGAAAACGGACGGAUUGUAGCCUCCGGUCUCGUACCUAUUUUUUUUUUUUUUUUUUUUUUUGGACCACGGGGCUAGGUUUAGAAGGGGAUCGUCACUCUUGUCUUGCUCUGUGGAACUCUUUAUCAUUUUUUUUUAUUAACCUGUUGUAAACGUGACAAUCCCUUUAAAUGUUUGCUUUUAACAAAUUGAAGAGAAAUAAAACGUAAAACAUUGGUGUUCCGACUGAAGCGACGGUAGCGUUUGUUACACAAACACAAAAUUGAAAAAAAAAAAAAAAAAAAGGCCAAAAUUUAUUUUAUAAAUAAUUUAAAAAAUGUAUAAUGAGAAUAUUUAAUGAUGUGUAGUCAUUCUAUGAGUAAGUUAUACUUGGAAUUAACUUGCUUUAUUUUUUUUUUUUUUUGUUCUUUGCUUUUAUAUUGAACCUCUUGUUUUGAAAAUGAACAGUUUUUUUUUUUAAUCUGUUUUUUUUUGUUUACUGUGUUACCUUCCCCCCUUGGAAACUGUUGACUUGUUGUAAAGAGUUUCUCAUUGGUCAGUUCUUGUGCCAUCAAGUUUCUGUGUGGGCUACUAGAAAAUGUGAAAAAAAAAAAAAAUGUAAAAAAAAUAAUAAUAAUUUUAGCACCAAUUCAUGUGUCAGUUCAAUGAGCUUAGAGUGAGAUGGCAGAAGAAACCAAAAAAAAAAUGACUACAAGAUCACACAUUUUUGAAUAUGGGGUUCCACCAGGCGCCUUACUUAGCCCCAGACAAGUAUGGGAAAAACUUUUUAAUUUCUAAGCAUUCAACUUUUUUUCUUUUUUUUUUGUGUCAAGCGGUUCCAUCUGUGUUGAGUUUGAUAUACAAAGUUUUGACCAUAGUGAUAUAAACACCACUGCCCGCCCACCCCUUUCAAAAGUGGCGCAGCAGGCAAAGAAAACAAAACGAAAAAAAAAACAGUGUCAUUCUGGAAACGAGGCCUGCGGCACACGAUGUGCAGUUUUUUUGUUGCUUUGCGGUAAAUGAUGUACAACGUGGAACAUGUGACUGGAAGUAAACGGACUGCACACAUACAAAAAACAAACAAACAAACAAAAAAAAAAACUAGAUCUUGUAGCUGAAUGUUUUGCUGGUCUCACCCUUGGCUUCUGGCAAAAUGAACAUCGGAAUAAUCACUGAAUGUAUACAGCAGCUUAUAAUUAAACUAUUAAAUGUG